Molecule: messenger RNA, 2910 nt
Organism: Hemicordylus capensis (graceful crag lizard)
Lineage: Eukaryota; Metazoa; Chordata; Lepidosauria; Squamata; Cordylidae
Product: collagen alpha-1(XII) chain-like
Exons: 20
Coding region: 1-2910 (969 amino acids)
Molecular function (GO): protein binding
Source: RefSeq, a predicted model, not a curated record
AUGAAAACUUUGUAUGCCAAGAUCCUUAUUCUAGCUGCUAUUCUGGCCCAGUGCAGAUCAUUGGCCCCACAGGAAGCAUGUGGCACAGCAGAGACAGCGGACAUUUUGUUCCUUGUGGAUGAGUCCUGGAGCCUAGGGCAGGACAACUUCCAGCUGAUAAAAGACUUUAUCUACAAUGUCAUCCGGACGUUUGAACAUGCAAUGGUGGGGAAGGCGGGCAUUCGGGUGGGUGUGAUACUGCAUGGAGAUAAGCCAAGAAUCAGCAUUGAAUUGACGGAUUACAUCACUAUCGAGGAGGUGCUGGUGGCUGUCCGGGACCUGUUCUUCAAAGGCGGAAAUGCAAAAACAGGAAAUGCUCUUUCCUUCCUAGCUGACAUGAUAAUCAGUGCAGGAAUGCUGCGAGAAGAUGCAGCAAAGGUUGUGAUUUUAAUUACAGAUGGGAAAUACUCUGAUUCUGUAGAUGACUCCGCGGCAGCUCUUAAGGACAAGGGUGUCACUAUAUUUGCAGUGGGGAUAAAAAAUGCAGAUAGGAAUUUGCUGAGAAAAAUAGCAUCAGAGCCCAUAGAGGAGCACAUGCUUUAUGCCCAGGACUUUCAUCUGCUCAGCAGCCUCUCACCAAAGCUCUCGCGGAGACUUUGCUUCACUGCCUCAGAGCCUCCACAACCUGCAAAGCAAACAGCCCAUGUUGAGAAGAGGAUUGGGCCACGGGACCUCACCAUCAGUGAACAAAGCUACAGCUCUCUGAGGCUUAGCUGGACUCCAGCCACGGGAAAAGUGACCAGCUACCACGUGCUCCUGGAUUUACUCUCUGCUACUGGGCAGGUCACUCCAGAGGAUCAGCGGCAGAUCAUUUUGGAUGCCAGCAAGAACACCGUGUUGGUGACAGAUCUGAAACCUGACAGGAAAUAUUUCUUCACGGUCUCGGCUGCUUAUGUGGAUGCUUUCGGAGAGCCGACAACCAUCAAAGGGAAAACAACUCCGAUACCUCCAGUGACCAAUUUCCGGGUCAUAGAAGAAGGGCUGUAUAGCCUCAAAGUUGCUUGGACAUCUCCUUUAGGAAAGCUAGAAGGCUACAAGAUCUACAUCCCAAGAUCCAAGAGGCCUGGAAUGACUUCGGAAAAGAUUCUGGGCAAUGAUGUCUCCUCGUAUGUCCUUGAUAACUUGCAGGAGGAUAAGGAUUAUACGGUCAGCAUUUAUGCUGUCUAUCCAGAAGGGCCAAGCCCGCCAGUGUCAACGACAGGCAGAACUUUAAAGCUCUUGCCGGUGAAAAGCAUCUUACUCCAGAAUGAGACCACCAACACCAUCCAGGCCAGAUGGACGCAAGUUAGGGGAGCAUCAGGAUACAGACUAACAUGGGUGUCUUCAGAAGGCAGUGUUCAGAAUGUGAACUUGGGUGACACUUACAGCUACUACAUGAUCCAAGGACUACAACCUGGCAUUGAAUAUGUCGUCACAGUGAAUCCGAUCUUUGGAGCCAUCGAAGGGCCGAUCGUGACUGCAAAGGCGACAACUUUGUCAUCAAGCGCUGUGCAAAUUUUGAAAGCAACAGAUGUCACAAUCAAUUCUGUGCUGGUUUCCUGGAAUUCAGUCCCUGGUGCUACUGGCUAUCGCGUGACGUGGGGUCCAACACCAGAAUUCUUUGGCAGAGACCGUCCUCGGCAGCUUGCUCUGAACAGCUCCACCACAGUCUACCUCCUGCAAAACCUGGCCCAUAACACGGAAUAUGUGAUUUCUCUGUAUGUGCUUUUUGGCUCAGUUGAAGGUCCUGGGAUCACCAUUACUGCAAGGACGUCUCCUCUGGGCUACGUGUCGGAUUUCAGGAUAGCAUCUUUCACAAACACUUCCAUCUCUCUGUCUUGGAGUGCCGUCCCUGCUGCCACCAAAUACAAAAUCGUCUGGAAGCCUUCAGGGAAAGAGAGAGAGACUGCUAAGAGCCAGCUGCUAGACAGCUGGGUUCUGGAUUACCGCUUGGAAAAUUUGUUGCCUGGCACCCAGUACACAAUUGGCAUUCGUGCUGUGUUUGGAGUCUCCCACGGAAAAGAAGUUACUCUCACUCAUGGUACCAUGCGAUCUCAUGAGAAUCUAUCUGUUCCUGCAUCAACGGUCACAUCUGCAAAGCCUGUUACAGCAAGAUUUCUACUAACAAGUUCCAGUCAAUUAACUCUUCCAACAGCCACCUCUCUUGGACCAAGACACACCUCUGCACACACAGCUAGGACCACUAAAAUAUUCACACCCUCAGCUAUCACCUCUGCCCCAAUUUGCAGCAAGUUCAAAGCUGACAUUGCCUUCCUGGUGGAUGAGUCCUCCAGCAUCGGCCAAAGCAAUUUCAUCAAAGUGAAGGACUUCCUCUUCCGCAUUAUCUCUUAUUUCCCCAAAAUUGGGCCUGAAGGCACACAGAUUGCUGUAGCUCAAUACAGUGAAGAGCCCAGGACGGAAUUUCAUUUUAACCGGUAUAAGGACCGGAAUGGUGUUCUGAAAGCUCUUAAAAGACUACGAUAUGCUGGAGGAAAUACAAAGACCGGUCGAGGCAUUGGCUAUGUGCUGAAGGAGAUAUUUCAAGCCUCCAAAGGGAUGAGGCCAACAGUGCCUCGCACCCUGGUUUUGCUGACGGAUGGCCAGUCGCAGGAUGAUGUGAUGCCACCAGCCAAAGUGGCCCACAUUAUAGGAAUCCGCAUGAUUGCUGUGGGCAUUUCAGGAGCCGACCCAGAGGAACUGAAAAGGGUCUUGUUGCACCAAAACCUACACAACCUCUUCUACGUCAGCACUUUUGAUGACCUCCCCCAGAUCCUAAGGGAGCUCAUUGAAACCAUUUGCUUUGGCUCACCAGAAGCGGCUGUUGUGCUCCAGCCUAAGGGGGUGGGGGUCAUUUUCUCAUAUUGCCGUUUUUGGCAUGUAGGCCUUGUUUGA